Molecule: messenger RNA, 3498 nt
Organism: Xenopus laevis (African clawed frog)
Lineage: Eukaryota; Metazoa; Chordata; Amphibia; Anura; Pipidae
Gene: trim46.L
Product: tripartite motif-containing protein 46
Exons: 10
Coding region: 263-2503 (746 amino acids)
Source: RefSeq, a predicted model, not a curated record
GUAUACUGUCCCCACUCUCUCUCGUUCCAUAUCUGAAUACUGUCCCCCCUCUCUCUCUAUUUCCAUACCUGUAUACAGCUCCCCCCCUUCUCUAUUCUGCCCCUGUAUCCUGACUGUGUGUAUAUACUAAUCCCUUCCCCCAGGUUAUAUAGAGGCUACUGAGCAUGCUCAGUGUAUCCCCCCCCACAGACAGAAGAGUCUCCGCACCAGGAAUCAGCAUCAGUGAGUGUCAGACGGAGGGGAGCGAGUGGCAGUUAGAGAGAUGGCAGAUAGAGACGAGCUGCAGGCAUUUACCUCUAUGAUGGACGCCCUGGUCAGGAUCAGUACUAGUAUGAAGAACAUGGAGCGUGAGCUCUUGUGCCCAGUGUGUAAGGAGAUGUACAAACACCCACUCAUCCUGCCCUGCAAGCACAAUGUGUGCCAGGUGUGUGCCAGUGAGAUCCUGCUGCAGAGGGGGUACAUCUGUGACCCCAACUCAGAGCCCAACUCCCCCGCCUCCUCUCCUGUGACACGGAGCCCCCGUAUGGGAAGGAGGGUGGUGCCCAAACAGGAGCGUCUCCUCAAACAAGGCUUUGGCACGUACCCUGGCAGAAAGAGGGGCGCUAGCCACCCCCCGACCGUGCUCUUCCCGUGCCCCCCGUGCCAGUGUGAUGUGGAUCUCGGGGAGAGGGGUCUGGGGAACCUGUUCCGGAACCUGACGCUGGAGCGGGUGGUGGAGCGCUACCGACAGACCGUCAACAUCAGCUCGGCCAUCAUGUGCCAGUUCUGCAAGCCCCCCCAGCUGGAGGCCACCAAGGGCUGCACCGAGUGUCGGGCCACUUUCUGUAACGAAUGCUUCAAACUCUAUCACCCCUGGGGCACCCAGAAAGCUCAGCACGAGCCCACCCCACCCACCCUCACCUUCAAGCCCAAGGGCCUGAUGUGUCCGGAUCACAAGGAGGAGGUGCUGCUUUACUGUAAGACCUGCCAGCGGUUAGUUUGCCAAAUCUGCCGAGUUCGCCGGAACCACAAUGGGCACAAAAUGACCCCCAUCGUCAGCGCGUAUCAGGCACUGCGGGACAAGCUGAACAAAAGCCUCUCGUACAUACUGGGGAGUCAGCACAUUGUGCAGGGGCAGAUCAGUGACCUGGAGGAGAGCAUGAGACAGACUGAGGUGAGUGGAGCGCGGGCGCAGGAGGAGGUGCUGCAACUGAUCGGGGCCCUUCGCUCUGCGCUGGAGGAGAAGCAGGCGGCGCUAACUCGGACCAUUGUAGAGCGGCAGAAGGAGCGGCACGAUGUGCUGGAGGGGCAGGUGUGGGAGCGUCAGGCUCUGCUCGAGAGUUCCGGCCUCGUCUCUUACACCCAGGAGGUGAUGAAGGAGACCGACCAGCCUUGCUUUGUGCUGGCGGCCAAACAGAUCCAUGAACGCAUGCAGCGAGCAAUAGAAGGAGUACAGAGUUUCAGAGCCGCCGAUUGUGCCCCGCUGCCCCCAUUUAAACUGGACGUUAGUCGUGAGAUGAAGUUGCUGACGGAUCUGCACUUUGUGAGAGCACCAGAUGCCCCUGUCAUAGACACACAGCGCACCUACGCAUAUGACCACAUAUUCCUAAGCUGGCGUCUGCCCCAGGACUCGGCACCGGCCUGGCACUACACCGUGGAAUUCCGUAAGACAGAUCCCAAGCACAAGGGCCUCAAACUGUGGCAACGGCAAGAAGAGAUCUGGGCGCUCAGUACUGUGUUAGAGGGUCCCGACACAGAUAGUGUCUAUGUGCUGAGAGUGAAGGGCUACAACAAGGCUGGAUAUGGGGAAUACAGUGAGGACAUCUACCUGCACACACCCCCUGCCCAGGUGUUGAACUUCUUCUUGGACAGUAGCUGUGGCUUCCCUCGUGACCGGCUGGUGGUAAGUAAAGACAAGCGGGCAGUGCGCAGUGUGCCCGGAGUUCCCAUGCUCUUUGCUGCCGAGAGACUGAUGACCAGUUGCCACGUGUCCAUGGAGCUGGUUCUGGGAGAUGUGGCCAUCACACAAGGACAAUACUACUGGGAGUGUUCUGUGGACCCCAGCUCUUAUGUACUCAAGGUUGGCGUGGGGCAGGAGAGUAAACUGCAGGAGCUAUUCCAGAUGCCCCAAGAUGUGGCCAGCCCCAGGUACGAUCCUGACAGUGGGCAUGAUUCCGGGGCAGAAGAUGCCACCCUUGACUUGUCUCCUGCUUUCGCCUUCCUGACAAUCGGAAUGGGGAAGAUCCUUCAGCCUCAUGGCUCCCCACCCAACUCUAGGGAUCCCACCGGUUGCACCAUCCCACUGCCCCCACGACUUGGAGUCUGUUUAGACUACGAAAAGGGCCGCGUUGGCUUCUAUGAUGCUGUGUCUCACCGUAGCCUAUGGGAAAGCAGCGUAGACUGCUCCGGCCCUGUGUGCCCCGCCUUCUGCUUUAUUGGGGGAGGUGCUCUUCAGCUGCAGGAGCUGGUGUCAAUCAAACACGAACGCAAAGUGACAAUUGGCGGGUUCACUAAAGCAGAGUGACCCUUGACCUCGCUGGGGUAAAGACUCAUUUACUUGCCCCGGCCUGUGGGGGGCACACUUUGCUGCCACGUUGUGCACAAUCACGAUGAGAAGACCGAGCCGAAAGGCAAGACUCGGAGCUGAGCAAGGGGACGUAGUGGGCGUGGCUAAUGCCAGACUGUGAGCCAAUGGGCAGAGAGGACUGAGGUGGGGCAGUUGCCCUCUGCCAAUGUGAAACUCUAUCAUCUGUGCCAGUCUCACCCCUCCCUCUGUGCCACCAUUUGUCUGGGCUGGACCCACUGCUUGCUGUGCCCCCAUUACCCACCCUGUGCCCCUUAUAUCUCUACCCCUCCUCUGAUAGAUCUGCCACCUCCUCUGUGCCCCCAAUAACUGCCUCAUGCCCACUCAGUACCCCCAUCCCUGACUUCUCUCCCAGAGACCCCCGUGCCCCCCCUAUUCCUCCUGCCCCCUCUGUCCCCCCACAUGCCCACCCUUUGUGUUGUGUUAGUGCCCAGAGCAGUGCCACUGUGCCCCCAUCACUAACGCUCACAAUCAUUUUAUGCACUUUUUUUAGGGGAAGUUUUUUUGUACAAACAAGUCUUCCUUUUUGUAUUGGGCUCAGUGUGUGGCGCCCCCUUGUGUCCUGCCCCCGGGAGGCGCUGAACUGUGACACGCAUGCCCCCCCACGCAGGUGUCUAGUAGUAGUUGCACUGCAUGUCCGGCUCUGGCUGCCCGAGGGGUAACAGGACCCCCCAUUAUCCGCUUUAUAUUUCAUUUAUUUAUUCACCUCUUGGGGCACAUUUCCCCCUUUUUUAUUGGCCGCUCCACCCGCCCCCACUUAUCUCACCUGUAAUCACUGGUUGGUGCCACAGGUAACUGCGGGUGUAGGGGGGGGGUUAAUAUAGCGAAGCUGGGGGGAGAAACCCAUGAAUGUACAAAGACUGGUCUAUAGAGUGAAGCAAAAGUACAGGCUGAAAGGAAGUGACACCAAGAGAAAUAAAUUUCCAGCACUUGCA